Molecule: messenger RNA, 1881 nt
Organism: Paramacrobiotus metropolitanus
Lineage: Eukaryota; Metazoa; Tardigrada; Eutardigrada; Parachela; Macrobiotidae
Product: serine protease inhibitor 2.1-like
Exons: 2
Coding region: 274-1431 (385 amino acids)
Biological process (GO): negative regulation of endopeptidase activity
Molecular function (GO): serine-type endopeptidase inhibitor activity
Source: RefSeq, a predicted model, not a curated record
AAUUUUAUCGAUCUGUUCUGUAACAUGAUGGGCACUUUAGGCGUUAGGCAGCCGACGAUGGAGUGUCUAUGCUUUUAAGAUUCCACUUCCAGUCAUUCUAAAAUUGAUACUUAACGUAUUGCCAUAAAUUCGUAAUUAUUUCAUAAUCAGUAACUCGUACUGGCAUUUCCCAAUUCCAUGCGCUUUAUAACAAACAUACCGUGCGCUUUUUUUAUGUGUUGAUUGUUUUAUCGACGCCGAAACGCUGAACUCUGUGACUGUAUAUGGUAAAAGAUGAGCAGGAAAAAUAAUUCGAGCUGUGAGCUGGGCUUUGCUCUUGACUUGUACAAUGCUGCGGCCGAUACGGUACCAUCAGCUUCCAAUCUGAUUAUUUGCCCAUAUUCCGUUGAAAGCGUUUUAGCAUGUUUCUUGCCGGGCACAGAUGGCGAAAUCCACAAGAACCUGCUGCGGUUAUUAUGCCCAAAGGGGAGAUCCGUCACCGAGUUAUGUUAUGAGCUGUUCUCCAGGACAGCAGACAAUAUUAUCCAAGCCAACGCCGUUUUCUACGACGUUAAAGCUACCUUAGCGGCAGCCUACCAAGAUGCCUUGAAGAUUUAUGAGAGUAUACACUUUUUCAGCGUUCCCUUCGAAACUGACCCGCAACAAACUGUGGAAGCUAUCAACAACUUCCUGCUCCAGCAUUCGUCAGGUAACAUUGAUGAUAUUUUGCCGCGACUACGGUUAGAUGAUGUUCGAGAAAGCGAUUUAAUUUUGCUAUCGACCAUCAACUUCUCCGGAGCGUGGGACUUUCCUUUUGAUCCGGAAUCCACUUGCCACCGAAUGUUUUAUUGUGCAGACGGCACACAACGGCAUAUACCUUUUCUAAAUUCGGAGAUGGAUUACUAUCGCUCCUACAACGUUGACGCGCAGAAGCAAACAUUAUCGCCACAUGAUCCCAAAGUGUUGAUAUUAGACAUCAGCGGAAAAAACUACAGUGUUAUGUUUUUAUUACCGGAAGAGAGUCCAGACGGUCUCCGACAGAUGGAAAGCAGUUUAAAUCCCAGUGCUCUGAUCGAAUGGAGAAAGAAGAGCAUCGUCUCCGAAAUCAUGGUCGCCUUGCCGAAAUUCCGCAUUUCCACCAGCACCGACUUGAUACCAUGCACGAAAGCGCUGGGUCUCGCUGACAUGUACCGGCCCUCGAGUGACAUGUCGGGGAUGUUCGAACACAGAACGCUGACAAAGGUGGCUGACUUUGCGCAAAAUACCAUGUUUGAUGUCGAUGAGUAUGGAAUCAAGGCGGCAACUGUCACAAUUUCCCGAAACACAUACACAUGCAACUAUUUCCCAGCUUUCGAAGCGAAUCGGCCAUUUUUGUUGGUCAUUUGGGACAACAAUGCUGAAUUUCCGCUUUUCAUCGGGAGGAUUGCUGAUCCCAGUCCCAUGGUCACUUGAUACAAGCGCAACUACAGUUAUUAGGCGGCACUAUGUAUAAUGGCUCAAAGCGACAAGCAGAGGCCAAGUGGAGACUGGAGACGCCAAAGAAAGCAGCGCGUGUAUUUAAUCCACAAUAACUAUUAUUGUUUAAUUCCCAUUUAAAAUACUGUCUGCCAGCGCAGGCGUUUUUCCAUGUGGACUUUCUUUUUACUGCUUUCUGGCAAGCUUGGUAACUUUUAUCUUGAUCAAACCAAACAUAGCAUGAAAUUUUUUAAAAUAACCAAAAAAAUUUGCAUUUAGGGUUUCUAGCGCUUAGUGUACUAGUGCUUAGACGUAGCUCUUAGUGUACUACGGACAACUAAGUGCGUGACCGGCUGGGAAAAAUGCUUUGUCCAGUUUGCUUGAACAUAGAGGACCUUCGCUUUGGUCGAUUAUAAGUUGAUCUGACUGAACGAAUUUUAUUCUUGG